GGCAAGAAAAGAGAGAGUUAUUCGGCUCUUUCCCUUAUUUCGAGGUGGUUUGGGUUUUUCUUCCUUCCUUUCUAAAAUAACCAAACCCCAGCAACCAUUGAACAGUUUUCAGAGGACUGCAUUCCCUUUUGGACUCAGGACCACCUGGGCUCAACACCAUUUCCUGGGUGAGACUGAGUUGCAAGUCCUAGUAAGUUGAAGCCAGGACUCUGUCUUUCAAGAAAGAAUUAGGGCAACCACUAAAGGCUGAGGACUAGAAUCUUGCUCUCCGUUUCUUUCUGCCCCUGUCUUUGGCACCCUGAUUCUCUUGUCUUGGGCUGGGCCUUCUUCAGCCAUGUUGGCCAUUUCUGUAACCUUCCAGGGCAGCCGCUGGCACCGUCUUCUCGUCGGCCUGAUUUUCUGGGCUGCCUUGCUGCUCCCCACGGCUCCUGCUUUCCCCCUACCAAAUUCCAGCCCCCUCUUACAGUUCGAUGGGCAGGUCCGGCUUCGCCACCUGUACACGGCGGAUGACCAGACUCAACUCCACCUGGAGAUCAUGCCAGAUGGCGCAGUGCGCGGCUCCAGAUACCAGAACAUAUACAGUUUGAUGGAGAUCAAAGCAGUCAAGUCAGGAAUCAUUCGCAUGCAGGCUGUGAAGACCUCAAGAUUUCUGUGUAUGAAGCCCAAUGGACGCCUCUAUGGCUCGUUAUCGUAUUCUGAGGAGGCAUGCAACUUCCACGAGAAGGUUCUCCGCGACGGCUACAAUCUCUACUACUCCGAAAGCUACAAUAUCCCUGUCAGUCUCAGCUCAAUGGGGAACCUGCCUCGGAGUCACCAGCUGCCUCCGUUCUCCCAGUUCUUGCCCUUAGUCAACAAGAUCCCCCUCGAACCUGUGUUCGUGGACUACGACUUCUACGAACAGGAACUGAACGUUGAGUCGUCCGAUCCCCUCAGCAUGAUGGGCCACAACCCUGGCAUCAUCAGCCCAAGUUACGUCUUCAAAUAACCCGGGACAUCCGAUUCCUUGGCAGCUUUCUUGGACAAGUGGGUUUUCUUGCCGUGUAAUUACAACACUGGAACAAUCCGAGGUUUGGGAGAAACGGAGCAGGAGAGCUUAGCAGAUGGUGCUUGGCACCCAGACUCUAAUGAGUGACCUUGUAGUACACUGUGGACUCCCGAAAAGUUGCAUCCCACUCAUGCGCAAAUGAUGCGCUGCAGGCACGUAAGGAAAACCCAACGAGGCGAAAUCCUUGUUUUGUUAGACUAAGAUUGCUUGCACUUUCAACCUGUUGUUAUUCUUGCCAGCUUUUUUGGGGGGGGGGUUAUUUCUAUUUUUAUUAUCUAUUUAAGUAACUUAUUUAUUGUAUGUCAGCUUAAUUUAUUGAAGGAGGCUGGAAAGAGUUGGGAAGCAGAGAAGAGUGGGAUAAUGAGACAGCUUUGUCCCUGGCAAGUAACUUAUAUAUUGUUAUUUAUUUAGAAAUAUAUAUAUAUAUUAUUUGCAUAUUUAUUUCGCCUUUUGGAGAAGGAACGACCAUUAACUUUUAAGGCGGUAGUGUAGACAUGCUCAGGACAAUCUUGUGCCUUAUAGCUCUUCGUUGCUUAUUCUGUUCCGCCGCUUCCUUUUUAAGGAACACCCGCAAAGGAGCAGAGCAGAGGAUAAAUGAGGUCAAUGCCCGUCAGGAGCUCUAUAGAUCAGGACAGGGCACAGCAGCUAAUCAUUUGAUUCUGAGCAUUAUCUUGCAUUCUCUCUGGAGCUGCUGGUUCCUGUGCAAAUAAAUAUCAAGGACCUGCAGUGUGUGGCCGUUUCCCCCAGCAGAAAUGUAAGAAGCUACUGGUAGCUUGGCCAGAUAUUAAAAGAGAUGGCUUUAGAGUGGGUUCCUCAUUCACGGUCCUUUACAGGCAUGGCAGUUCCUUCCUCUUGCCAGCGCCACCAAAACAGGCUUAUUUCAAUGUAGGGUUUAGGUAAAGGAUCAGGUCAGGUCGGCCAUUGUUUAUUUAUUUAUUUAUUUAUUUAUUUAAAGAACUUUUCUAACCACGAUUUUGCAUUUGAAAUGUUGACACUUCACUGUACUUUUCCAACAAAAAUGCUUCAUGGCAGAACGCGUCAAUGCCCUUUGCAGCACUGCGAAGGGGCGUUCAUUAUGUCAAUGGUUUGCGAUAAUUUCUUCCCUCGUCGCCCGUUUCCCUGCAUCCUGAUAUUGAACUGUGUCAAAAUGUAACAGUGACCAAAGUGUGAUGAGCUAUGAACAAAUAAAG
This is a messenger RNA of Zootoca vivipara (common lizard), 2235 nucleotides long. It is a transcript of the gene FGF21, whose product is annotated as fibroblast growth factor 21. Lineage: Eukaryota; Metazoa; Chordata; Lepidosauria; Squamata; Lacertidae. Gene Ontology annotation, molecular function: growth factor activity. The record is from RefSeq and is a predicted model, not a curated record.